AUGAAACAACAUUUAAUAGGCAGGAACUAAACAAAGAUACAUACCAUCACAUACUGUAACACAAGACAAUAACUUAAGAAACUUAAAGUCCCCCUGUGGGGAAAACCAAGUUUUUAAAGUUGUUUAUAUGUCUAUGUGGUGUUUGUAAUAUGCUUUAAGACAAACCAUGUGCAAAUUCAUAAGUCAACACCAUUGCUGAGUAUUUUCUAUUUAAAACUGCAGUGAAAAAAAGACAGUCUCAAACCUGCGAUUUGAAAUCGCUGGCGUUUCUGAUUUCACAAACUACCUUGUAACCAAUCACGUCAACGUUUCUCCAGGCUUUAGCAUAUCAUUAACCAUGACCGCUCAGAAGCAGGACAGUCUCAAGAGAAUAUAUCCCGGUAUAUUUUUCUGUUGAUAUAAAAAAUCGGGUAGAUUUAGCAAUAUAGCGGGUGUAUGAUGUAUAUAACGAUGUUAUGAUGAACUAUAUGCCUUUCUCCACUGACCUUACGGUGUUCAAAGCGUUUCUGAGGAUACUGAUUGUUAGAAGGCAGCUGUUUGACUCGCGAACGGGAACAUGGUUUGUGGAACAUUAGCAACACAUUAUUAGCUGUUUGAUAACAUAGUCAAGCAAAAUGCUAAUCAUAUUAAUUACCUUUAUGUGUCUGGCGUUGUAAAAAGCGAUACCAUUUUGCAGUGUUUACCUCAAGUUCACAGAGUGGCUCUCUUGAGCUCGUGCGAGUGAGUGGAGGCGGGGCUAAUUAGCAUAUUCAUAGAUCCUCGUACUAUAAAUAAGUCAAGGGUGUAGAGUUACAUUCAAACUAUUUUAAGGCAUGAAGAUUUUUUUUUUUUACAGGAAAAAAUGUUUAAAUGUGUCAUUUUGGUGAUCAAAGGUGAGUUUUAAUGGAUAAAAUUAUUGACUAUGGACUUUAAAUGGCUUAAAUACAUAGGAUGAUGAACAUGAUAUACAGCAGGUGAGUUCUAAUCAGUUAAACAACGAAAAAAUGAAUAAAUGAAUAAAUGACAACCAAGUAAAUAGGAACUAAACACACUGGAACUGAACACAGGCAAAAUAAGACAAAUGAAUAUCAAAAUAAAAGUCCAUAGACUCAGACAGGAAUUCGUGACACAAGCUCUUACAUGCUUUAUCACUAGAAAAAAAAAAAAAAAAAACUGAAAUAACCCAUUAAUUAUGAAAGUAUUAUGCAAUCAUUUAAAAUGUUUUUCCCUAUGGAACCUUUUUUGACGUAAAGGGUUCAUUAAAACCCUAGCUUCUAUAUAGAAUCCCAUUGACCUCUUUUUUUUUUCUAAGAGUGUGGGAUCUAAUGAUGAAUCCACUUGAUAGGUUAUUAAUAAGUUGAGAAUAUGUUAGAAUUAUGUUUUUCUUUGGGCUAAAAGUGGGAGGUGGUAUACACAAACACAAAAUAAAAAAAAAUAGUAUCAAUAAUAAAAAAUACAAACAAUUUCGUACACCAAAAUAAACACAGCACCAUUUGUCAAAAUGAUUCAUUUGAUAAAGUAUGUUUAUUGUUAUGUUAUCUGAAGUAGUGGUGAAAUAAAGAGCAUUCAUUAUAUGUUUAUUAUAUAUAAUCUGAAGGGUUCAAGGUGAUGCAUCAUGUUCAGCUGUUGUUCAGAUGGUCAUUGUAUAAAUCUGAAAACAUUGUUGAUAAACAGUGCUUUGUCAAUGAUGGCCAUAAAACAUUUUGAUAUAUAAUAAUAAAUUGAUUCUGAUUAAAUAAGAAUUGAUUACAAAACUGCAUGUGUAUGAGAUUUGAGUGACAGGGUGGUCGUUUUUUUUUUGUGAUGUGGGGGGUGAACGGUGACAUUGUCCCCCCUCGCUGUCACGUGCUGUGGAAUAUGCUGGCUGCCUUUGUCAGCCUGUGACUCGUUCUGCUUUUCUGGCAGUUUCAUACAAUGGUGCCCUCAUGCACUAUGAUGUUAUCAAGCCCCUCACAGUACGACUGCUGGAAUUCAGGCCUGCAUGGAAGCAUCCUUACCUGGGACACAUGGAUAGCACAACCUUGAGACACAGCAAACGCUCAUAGCAAGGAGGACACCAGGAGUCAAAUAUCAGGAUGUCUCUCAGAACAGAGGGGGCCCAGAGUGGUGGUUUUGCUGUGGAGUUUGACAAUGAUAAUGACAGAGAUUCACCUGUGAUCAAAGCCAGGAAUAUACCACGUUUAGCCCUCAUCUACCUCAAGGGUCCCAAGUUCCUCAUCUAUGUGAGCGGAGCAUUAUCUAUGUGGGGUGAUCGCAUGUGGCAUUUCGCCAUCUCCGUCUUCCUGAUUGAGCUGUAUGGUCAUAACCUGCUGUUAACUGGCAUCUUUGGACUGGUGGUGGCUGGAUCGGUGCUCUUACUAGGGGCUUUGAUUGGCGACUGGGUUGACCGCAACCCAAGAAACAAAGUGGCCCAUGCAUCUCUGUUCAUUCAGAAUAUCUCAGUGACCAUCUGCAGCAUCGUACUCAUGUUGGUGUUCUCCUAUAAAAAGUGGAUUGAGGAAAUCUGGGAUGGGUGGCUAACUGUGGUUUGUUAUACGGUGGUGAUCGUCCUGGCAGAUGUGGCGAACCUCGCCAGCACAGCUCUCACCAUUGCCAUCCAGAGGGAUUGGAUAGUGGUGAUCACAGGCUACAACCGUGGUCACCUCGCAGGAAUGAAUGCUACAAUGAGGCGGAUCGAUCAGGUGACCAACAUUCUGGCUCCUCUGGCGGUGGGUCAGGUAAUGACCCUGGCCUCGAAUGUGGUUGGCUGUGGCUUCAUCUUAGGAUGGAAUCUGGUGUCCCUCAUUGUGGAGUUCUUCUUCCUCUCCAGAGUCUACCGUAUCGUACCGGCUCUGUCUGUCAAACCACCAGCAAUGGAACAUCAAAGCUAUUUAGAGAAGAAAAGAGAAAGAAAAUCCUCACAAGGCAGGACCUCAGCAUGUACAACUGGAGCCAUCUCAGAGGAAAGCACCAGCAACCUGCAUUUACAAGAACUAACCCGAAUACCAAUGUGCCUCCAUCGUCUGCGUGGACUCCUCAGCACCUGUCGGGAAGGAUGGAGGGCAUAUUACAGACAGCCUGUUUUCCUAGCCGGCCUGGGCCUGGCCUUCCUUUACACCACAGUGCUAGGUUUUGACUGCAUCACCACUGGCUACGCCUACACCCAGGGCGUUAGCGGCUCGCUGCUCAGCAUACUGAUGGGCGUGUCGGCUGUGGCGGGGCUUCUGGGUACUGUCCUUUUCACAAAGCUGCGGAAAGCAUAUGGCCUGGUCAACACCGGGGUCAUUUCUAGCGGCCUGCACCUAGUUUGCUUGUUACUUUGUGUGUGCUCUGUGUUUGCCCCCGGUAGCCCCAUGGACUUCAGCAUACUAAAUAUGGGGAAUGCGUCAGAUGUGGGAGGAAUGACCGGAGGUCACCAGAGGCACGGAUACCCACUGCGUGGAGGCAGUAACCAGCCUCUGCUGCCAGACCGUUCCUCCAUUCACUGGACCAAUAACACUGUGCUGUUUGAGAACGCACCAGCAGGGUCAGAACCUGAGUCUUACAUUUCCAUUAUCCUGCUGUUCCUUGGAGUCAUUACAGCUCGAGUUGGUCUCUGGUCCUUCGACCUGACAGUGACUCAGCUCUUGCAGGAAACCAUAUGUGAAUCAGAGCGUGGGGUGGUGAAUGGAGUCCAGAGUUCUAUGAAUUACCUGAUGGACCUGCUUCACUUCCUCAUGGUCAUCUCUGCACCCCAGCCACAACACUUCGGCCUCCUUGUCAUCAUCUCCGUCCUGUUCAUUUUCACGGGACACACCAUGUACUUCCUGUACGCCAGGAAAGCCAAGAGAAAACCACGUACAAACACAUAAGCAACACAAAUUUCUCUUUUGCUCACCAGC
This is a messenger RNA of Ctenopharyngodon idella (grass carp), 3839 nucleotides long. Its product is annotated as solute carrier family 40 member 1. Gene Ontology annotation, cellular component: membrane. Lineage: Eukaryota; Metazoa; Chordata; Actinopteri; Cypriniformes; Xenocyprididae. The coding region runs from base 2055 to 3809 and encodes 584 amino acids. Gene Ontology annotation, molecular function: iron ion transmembrane transporter activity. Gene Ontology annotation, biological process: iron ion transmembrane transport. The transcript has 9 exons. The record is from RefSeq and is a predicted model, not a curated record.